Messenger RNA from Chrysemys picta bellii (western painted turtle), 3851 nucleotides. RefSeq names its product potassium channel subfamily K member 16-like. Gene Ontology annotation, molecular function: potassium ion leak channel activity; outward rectifier potassium channel activity. NCBI's taxonomy places the organism in Eukaryota, Metazoa, Chordata, Testudines, Emydidae. The record is from RefSeq and is a predicted model, not a curated record. Gene Ontology annotation, cellular component: plasma membrane. Gene Ontology annotation, biological process: stabilization of membrane potential; potassium ion transmembrane transport.
AUAGAGACCAUUCCCCAUCCUCCCUCACAUUUGCCUGCAGAGUACCAUGUGCACUGACAAAAUCCACACCGGUUUGCUGGUGAUCAGCUACGCCACCUACCUACUCUUGGGUGCGAUCGUAUUCUGGGCUCUGGAGAAGAAUACCGAGAUAGAACAGAAAAGGGCAGUAAUCCAAAUGAAGGAGGCGUUCCUGCAGAACUUUGCCCACCUCACUGUGGCAGAUGUUGAGCAGUUUGUGAAGAACCUGACUGACGCUGUGCAGAGAGGAGUAUAUCCAGUAGGAAACGAAUCACAGACUGAAGUCAGCAACUGGGAUUUCAGUAACUCCUUCUUCUUUGUGGGUGCAGUGGUAUCCACAAUAGGCUAUGGCACCCAGUGUCCUAAAACGGUUGCUGGCCAGAUCUUCUGUGUUUUUUAUGCUUCAUUUGGAAUCCCUUUGACUAUCGUUUUCCUGCACCGGGUCAGUAAGAUGCUUUCUCUGCUGUGUGAAAGGCUUGGGAGAUGGCUGUAUCAGAAGGGAAUGAAAAAGAAGAAGAUCAAGUUUCUGACCCUUCUCUUCUUCCUGGUGAUGGGCAUUCUAGUGUUCCUGUGUCUGCCAUCACUUGUCUUCCAGGUGGUGGAGGGCUGGUCCUACAGUGAAGGAGUUUAUUUUGCAUUUAUCACCCUGAGCACCAUUGGCUUUGGAGAUUACGUAGUAGGUAAACAGCCUGACAAGAAUUAUCCUUCCUAUUACCGAUCUUUGGUGGCCAUUUGGAUUAUCUUUGGCCUGGCCUGGAUUGCUCUUCUGUUUAAUUUAUUGACAACGUUAUUGGAAGACACUGAAAAAAAAUUGCCCAGGAUCUUCACAAAAGGGGAAAGGCAGGUAAAGACAAUGAGGAAAACCGAAAAAGAUAUCAUCCCGUUAGUUUUGUUUCUGCAGAAGAACCAUCAUUACUGGGUUCUGGAGGAGAUGCACAGAAGACAGUGUCUCUAGCAGCACAUCUUGGAGAUGCAAAACAAAUGGAAACUAUUUUUUCCUUAUAGAAAAAUAUUAUAAUAACCCACUGGGAUCAGAGUUGUUUAUUGCAGAUUACACCGAGCCAGUAUUGUAAGAACUAGACCGAGAGGGGAAAGUCCUUUGGAAAUAUCAUUUCUCUCGCAUCCCACACAGAGAUGUGACUUUCCCUACACUCUAGCUCAAAGGUGAUACAAACCAGGGGUAACAGUGAUGCUAAAAUUGCUCUCCCAGCUGUUUUAUCUGCAGCAGACCCAUGAUGACAUGAUUUACAUCAUGGUUCCCUCCCCCAACACACAGUUUGCAAAGUUCUGCCUGUCCCAAGUGUCAAACAUUCUCUAGCUUCUUUGAAUCACUGCUAGCUGAUGUAGCGCCUUUGGAUAAAGAUCACAAAUGGCUCGAUUUCAGUGGCUGCCAGGUAUGAACCAAAAUGCCAUAAUGAGCUGUCUGGCUUUAAAAAAUGAGUGACAAGAUCGAAAGUCACAUAGGGAGCAAAUCACUGGGGUAAGAGAACGUGAUAUGAGCAGAAUUAGAAAAGGUGUUGGUCCUGUUUGAAAAUGGAUUAUUCUAUCUGUCUCAGGCAAAGCUGGGUGCAGUUCCUCCUCCCGGCCCUUUAGGAAGGCUUUACAAUUCUGGCUUAUUGAGUACAUCACCACUGAUUUGAUUCAGUUUCUUACUGUAAAAGGAAGUGGGCGGCUUUUCAUGAGGAAAUGCUGCUGUUUGAAAUGGAGGCGUUGUCAAGCACCAUGCAUGCCGGAUGGGCCUACCUGACUUGUUUAGGUUCUGCAGAACCUAAACUUCAAUUUCAAAACAUUGGCAUUUCUGCCCCUCGUGGUUGCCAGGAGAACCUUCCAAAUUUGAUCUGAGUCUAUAGGAUGCAGCCUGGUCUUCUUAAGCCUGCAAGAUAACAGUGAAAACACUGGCUUGGUGGAGUCUGGACUCCCUAACCUGCCCUCAUUGAGAAGAGCCACCAGACUGAUUAGAAGGCCUGUCUUCCAGUUCUUUAAUGAUUGAGCUCCUUGAGUCUAUUGGCUUAGCUUAACAAAGAGAAUUAUUAAGGGAUGGUGAUCACAGUCCAUAAGUAUUGAUACGGAGCAUGGGGAUUUGAUAACAGAGGGCUCUUCGAUCUAGCAGACAAAGGUAUAACAAGAUCCAAUGGCUUAAAGUUGAAGCUAGACAAAUUCAGACUAGAAAUAGGGGGCCAUUCCUCUCUGAGGAGUGUUACCAUGUUGUGGUGGAGGGGCUUGCAUGUUCAGAUGAACCCCAGGGCUAUGCCGCCUGGAGCCUAGUGCACCUGGUAGGGUCACCCAAGGUGAAUAGGUUGGGGGAGGUUCCAGACUAAAAAUGAUCCACCUCAAGACCCUCAUGAAAGCCCAAAAAUGACCAUGCAAACCUUGCCUGGACUAGGAAUAAUGGGAUCUACCUCUGGGGGAGGUGUCAGGCGAGCGUCUGGUGUUCAGGCUACCCAUGUAACCUGUCCGGGCCCAGCCCAAAAAGACGAUCCUCCGGAUCGAGAGGAACUAGUUGAGGUGGUUCGGGCAUCUGAUAAGGAUGCCCCCGGGAGGCUUCCGUUGGAACUAUAGCGGGCAUGUCCCACUGGGCGGAGGCCCUGAGGCCGACGCAGGAGACACUGGAGGAAUUAUAUCUCCUGGCUGGCCUGGGAAUGCUGGGUGGGGGGGGGGAGAAAUACCCCCAGGAGGAGCUGGAACCUGUUGCGGAGGAAAAGGAGGUCUAGUCCUCCCUACUCUCCAUGCUGCCACCGUGACCCUCACCAGGAAAAGCGGCAUAAAAGAAGAAGAAAAAAUAGUGUACAAGUUUUUAACAGUGAUGGUAGUCAACCAUUGGAACAACUCACCAAGGUUUGUGGUAGAUUCUUCAUCACUGGCAAUUUUAGGUUUGGAAGUUUUUUUUUUUUUAAAAGAUGCUCUUGUUCAAAUAGGAAAUAAUUCAGGGGAGUCCUACAAGCUGUGUUAUAGAGAAGGUCAGACUAGAUGAUCACAAGGUCUCCUUUGGCUUUAUAAUCUAUGCAUUUCAUUAUUUGUUGAGCUAAUGAUGACUGUUAUGAUGUCAACAUUAACUAUUUAAUUGCGGUGUGUUUUUGCAGCUGAAAAGGGGAAGGGGGAGGAGUCAAGCUUCUAGAAGAUGGAUGGGUGGGAAUAACUGCAAGGAAGAAACUGCUCCUUUCCUCCCUGUGCAUUAAGGCAAACAGAGGAGAGAGAGAAAAGAGGAUGGGGAGGAAAGAGAUACAAAGGGCAGAAACAGCAGAGGUAUAAAAAGUGAUGCUGAAUGAGACAGUGAAAUAGUGAGGGUUUUACUUACUGCACAAAGACUUUUCACCCUUGCUCUUUGUGCAAACACCUCCGUGAGCUCAUGGGAGUUCCACUGGGGUUGAAGGGGGAACGUGGAGUUUGACAUGUACAGCUCAGCCCAGAGGCUGUGACUGACAGCAGAGUUCAGCCCACUCGGUAGAAUCAGUGUGACUCUGCCGGUUUAAAAGAAAAACCCUCCAAAUCACACAACACAGCCAAAGCCAGGGGUCAGGAGAGCCCAUUUCAGGGAAUUUCACAACUAGUUGAACUUCAUGGGUUCAAAGCACUCAUCAACAGAAGCAAAACUUUGGGCAGUUUUUGUUCAUUUAAGCAACACAUCCCCUGGGUACAGGGGAUGGGCAGGGCCUCAGGAACUUCAAGCUUUUGGGAGUCUUGAACUGGGUUUUUGUCUUCCAUAAGGCCUGGUCGACACUUAAAAAUUAGGGCAACAUUGGUCAGGUGUCAAGUAUCAGAGGGGUAGCCGUGUUAGUCUGAAUCUGUAAAAAGCAACAGAGGGUCCUGUGGCACCAUUGAGACUAACAGAAGUA